CUGCAGAAACACACCGGGGCUCGCGGCGCUGCACCGACUGACGGACGGAGCUGCAGCUGGCUGCAGGACACCGACCCUCCCCCGCCGCCGCUCCCCGCCUCUCCGCCGCUGAUCCUGGAUCGAUUGGUCCUGCCGAUGUCCGCCGCGGCGGGUCGGAACCGGCGCGUGGCCUGCGGCCAAUGAUGACGUCAGCGGUCCCGAGCCUCCUCCCCGCGUGAGCCCAUCCAUCAUCGAUCAGGUAAUCGGUUUAACCUAAAGUCAGGAUGACGUCACUGGUCAGUGGUUGGCUCAGGUGUGCUGUUAUGUCUGACCCCUGAGCACUGAUCUGAAAAGGAGCCUGAUCACAUCAGAUCAGGUUCCACAGCUCACCUGGACCACAGGUGUUCCAGGAUGCUGCCGGCCUCCAUCCAGAUCACAGGUGAGCUGCUGUCUGCGGCAGAGGUCCAGGACAUCUGUGAGAGCCUGAAGGAGGACAGCGUCCGGCUGCUGUCCGUCCGCGGCUGCCAGCUGUCCGACCGGGACUUCAGCCGUAUCUGUCGCAGCGUGGCAGAGUCUCGCUCGCUUGCCCAGCUCAACCUUAACCUGGGUGUGGUCUCCGGAAUCAGCCGCACGCGACACCUGGCGGACGCCCUGAAGGCCAACCGCUCCCUGCAGACCCUGUUCCUCCAUGGCAGUCCCCUUAUGGACGCGGGUCUGGUGACCCUGAACGCCGCGCUGACCACCCAUCCGACGCUGGUCUGCCUGGACCUGGGAGACUGCAUGCUGGGAGAUGAGGCUCUAGGCCUGAUCUGUGGGAUGCUACCGCCAGAUGGAGCCAAGUCAGGUCUGAGGGAGCUCACUCUGAGUGCUAACCCAGGAAUCAGCUCCAAAGGCUGGGCUCGGCUCUCCAUCGCCGUGGCCCACAGCUCACAGCUCCGAGUGCUCAACCUGGACUACAACCCACUCGGUGAUCAGAUUGCAGGGAUGCUAGCAGUUGCUGUUGCGUCCAGCAGGACUUUGGAGGUGUUGGACCUGGAAGGAACCGGAUUGACGAAUCAGUCUGCACAGGUGUUCCUGGACAUGGUCGAGAACUACCCCACCAGCCUGAAGGUCCUGGUUUUGACGGAGAAUGAUGUUACUCCGGAGCUGCAGCAACAGAUCUGUGACCUGCUGUCUGAGGGGGAGGAGGACGAAGAUCGGGAGGCCCCUCCCCUCAUGCUCCCAGGCCCCGCCUCGAGCAGCGCGCUGCAGCCAAUCAGAGACAAGUACCAACCAAUCAGAGACAAGUACCAACCAAUCAGAGACAAGUACCAGCCCCUCACCUGGCUUCCCCACAGCAACCCCGCCCCCCAGAUGGUGCUGCUGACGUCAGGUGUAGGUGAGAGCUUAUUGGAUGAGACUGAGAUGUGACCCCUUCCCCUCACACACGCACUGACGUCACGUUUUCACUGUUCACCUGCAUGGUCCACCCCACACAGGUGUGUGCGCCUGAUGAAUGUAGCUACGGCACUGCUGAUUGGUUCUGCUGCUCUGAUGUCACAAUAAAACUGUUUACAGCUUCCUAUGAA
Molecule: messenger RNA, 1547 nt
Organism: Salarias fasciatus (jewelled blenny)
Lineage: Eukaryota; Metazoa; Chordata; Actinopteri; Blenniiformes; Blenniidae
Gene: lrrc73
Product: leucine rich repeat containing 73
Exons: 7
Coding region: 391-1389 (332 amino acids)
Molecular function (GO): protein binding
Source: RefSeq, a predicted model, not a curated record